This is a messenger RNA of Podarcis raffonei (Aeolian wall lizard), 2953 nucleotides long. It is a transcript of the gene NOXO1, whose product is annotated as NADPH oxidase organizer 1. Gene Ontology annotation, molecular function: superoxide-generating NADPH oxidase activator activity; phosphatidylinositol binding; protein binding. The coding region runs from base 1122 to 2648 and encodes 508 amino acids. The transcript has 8 exons. Lineage: Eukaryota; Metazoa; Chordata; Lepidosauria; Squamata; Lacertidae. The record is from RefSeq and is a predicted model, not a curated record. Gene Ontology annotation, biological process: superoxide anion generation.
UAUGAAUUAAGUGUGAUGGGGGGAUAUUUAGGAUGCUCCUUCCUUGAGUUUGGAUUGGUGGAACAAAUUCUGCUCCCUCCCCCUCCAUUAUCCCUGUGUGUCUCUCUUUCCAAAUAUGGAAGGCUGGGGGUGGGGAGGCAGGUUUGGAUCAAAAGCAGGUCAAGGGCAUCUGCCUCCAAGGUGCAACGGAUGAUGUCACAAUUAAAAUGCAUCUUGUAUCAACAUGAUUUUUAGUAAGCUGGCAAUCCUCAUCAGCAGAAGCACUAGGGCCAACUUGUGCAUUUGUUUCUUACAGACAUUUCUGCUUGUGAUAUAUCUUUUUAUCAUAUAUGAUGCUUUAAAAAACCUCUUUCUUCUAUUUCAUCUGUUUAUUUUUAAGUAAAACUGGGUUUUUAACCUAGUUAAGAAUGACCGUUAACUUUGCAGAGUAAUUCAGUCUUGGAAGCCGCCACAAAGGGAGCAAGGGAUGGUACAAAAAAAUACGCAAAAAUGAAACCAAAAGAAGUAACCUUUUCAGCUUGCUAUAGCUAGUGCAGUAAAACUUCUCCCCUUAAUGUGGAAUGAGCUUUCUGGGACAGCAACUAGGGGGAAAGGGCUGUGUUGUUGGGGUGUGGAUAAAAGGGUUGUGACUCAGUUGGAGAGCAUCUCUUCUGUAUGCAGAAAGUCCAAGGUUCAACCUUCAGCAUCUUCAGCUAGGGCUGGGAAUGCCCCCUGCCUGAAACCCUGGAGAGCUGCUGCCAGUCAGUGAAGACAAUACUGAGCAAGAUGGGUCAAGAGUCUGACUCAUAAAUAUAAGGCAGCUCCCUAUGAGAUGUGAGCCUGUGUCUCCCUGCUUCUGACACCCUUUUGAAUGUGCCAAGGGCUCCAAAUGUAUUGGGGUAGCAACAAAAAACAACAAGAAGGUUGAUCUCCUGAGAGAUGGAAUUGUAGGGGAUCUGGGCUCAAUACCUGCCUCCUUUCCCCAAAGAAUCUCUCCAGGGUUGCCAGACUUUGGAACCUCUGGGCGGAGGAGGAAACCUGAGUUUUAGAGCCAGCUGGGAAAAGCUGGCCCCUCCUCCCUGGGUGCUCCUAAAUACCUGGCCUGCAGGAAGGAGGUGCUUCAAAGAGAUCUUGCAAGACAGAUGGAGCAUCAUCCUCUGGGGGAGAUGAGCAGCGGCAGGUUUCCCGUGGAGGUGAAAGCAGUGGGCUUGCUGAAGCACAGAAAACAAAAGGUCUGGAUGCUUUUUGUCUCCUGGUCAGAUCAAAACAACAUUCUCAUCUACCGGGAGUUUGAAGAAUUUAAGAAACUCCAUAAAGACUUGAAGAAAAAGUUCCCUAUUGAAAGUGGUCUCUUGAAGAAGUCAGACCGGACCAUCCCCAGGUUUCGAGAUGUAAAGGUGAUGCUGAAGAAGAACCAGAAGUUGAGCAGGUGCCGGGAGAGUCUGAUGUUGCUGGAGAUUUACUGUCAGGAGCUCCUGAAGACAAAAGCCAGGAUCUCCCAGGGAGAGGAUGUCGUCCAUUUUUUUGAAGCACAAAGCCGAGAUAUGGACCCUUCUUUUCCAGAGAACAGCAUUGUGAUUUUGCCUUCUGAAAUGGGCCCAGGGAAGAAAGAGAUUCCUUUGCCACCCAGCGCGACCAUCACCCAGCCGGUCGUCUCCCAGAGUUACAGGUGCCUUGAAGCCUAUGAGACCAAAGACACAAGCAACAGGCUCUUCAGAGCCACCAAGGGGGAAAUACUUGAAGUCCUCAUGAAAGACAAGACAGGAUGGUGGCUGGUGGAAAACUACUGGAAACAAAUUGCCUGGUUCCCAGCCCCGUACCUGGAGGAGACGGAGGAGGUAGCUGCCACCGAGGAGACAGAGGAGACAGGGAUGCUGUAUUAUGUCACACGGGCUUAUGAGGCCAAGAAGUCAGAUGAACUGUCUGUGAAGAUUGGGGUUGUGGUGGAAGUGCUGGAGAAAUCAAAUGAUGGAUGGUGGCUUGUUUGGUAUAAUGGGACAACAGGCUACGUCCCUUCCAUGUUCCUCCAGCCAUACAGAAACCCUCAUAGCAAAUUCUUGGCUCUCGUCAAUAGCAGCCUGUGUUACUCUAUGCCAAACCUAUCUCAAGCUACUAGUCCCUUGAGUAAGAGCUCCCCAAGCCAACAGAGAGGCUCUUGUGGGGGUGCUGCCCAGGUUCAUUCAACCAAUACGACGAUGGAAAUGCAAGAAUACAACAAGCCCCCAAGUAGAAUGAGAUCUCACUCUCUGAGUGUGUCUGUGGCCGUAACCACAUCCGGGCUGGCAAGCGGGGUGGACUGCUUGUCUGACAGCUCAGGAAACGUGAGUGGACAGGGAUAUGAGUGGCCCCAGAAUCCUGAGGUGAAUAGGGUGAGGAACAGCAGCCCUAGAGAGACCCCCCUCCUCUGUUCCUCAAGGAGUCAUGGCUGUCUCUCCCCGCCCCUGGAGAGCAAGCAUCGAAGCGACUCUGGCUUUGAGGAGCAACCGUUGGGCUCGUCUGAGACUUUGCUUCGCUCCUCAGAUUCUGAACCCACUUCUGGUCAUCCAACGAUACCCCCACGCCCUCAGGCCCAUGAAAUCCUGCAGAGGUGUACCACCAUCACCAGAAGAGCCCUGCGAGGGGGUCUGGCCAGGGCCAGCCCCGCUGCAUCCUCUCAAGCCUGCCAUUGAAACGGCAACAUAGAGGGCGCAAAACAAGGGGGGUAGCAGGAGAUGGUUCAAAACACAAGUGGGGGGGGGAGUGCCAGUACUGAGCAAGGCAACAAACACAGCCCUACAUGUGUGCAUUUAGAACUCGGAGCCUUAAUGCUUGGAGAGUGGGUAAAAUGGAAGCGACUCUUGCAGGCCUCUCUGACGGAUAAACAAGCUCGUUGAGCUCUUGAUACAGGAGCCUUCCCCAACCUGGGGUGCUCCAGAGGCUUAGAACUAGAACUCUCACAUCAGCCAUACUUCCUGAGGCUGAUGGGUUACAGUCC